This is a messenger RNA of Diorhabda sublineata, 372 nucleotides long. Its product is annotated as protein atonal-like. The transcript has a single exon. The coding region runs from base 1 to 372 and encodes 123 amino acids. The record is from RefSeq and is a predicted model, not a curated record. Gene Ontology annotation, molecular function: protein dimerization activity. Lineage: Eukaryota; Metazoa; Arthropoda; Insecta; Coleoptera; Chrysomelidae.
AUGGCAGGUUAUAGUGAAUCCUAUUAUACGACUUACCUUCUGUCACCUCAAGACGUUUCUGGUAAUUGGGGAUGCGUAUCACCAGAAUCAUACGAAAAUUAUUCAGAAGAAAGUUAUAAAUCCACGUCUCCGGAACCGCUGAGAAGUAAGAGUCGAGUCACACCUAUUAUAUUGAGAAAAAGAAGAUUAGCGGCGAAUGCUAGGGAAAGGAGAAGAAUGCAAAAUUUGAAUCAAGCGUUCGAUAGAUUGAGGACGUUUCUUCCUCAAUUAGGACAAGAUAGACAGCUUUCGAAAUAUGAAACGUUGCAGAUGGCUCAAACUUAUAUCACAGCGCUUUACGAUCUUCUGGAUCAACGAGACGUUAACCAAUGA